AUGGCAGAGCGGAUCCGGCGAAGCUCAGGGAGGCUUGUGGACUGGCCUGGCUGCCGGUAUUGGCGCGAGUUAUGCGACUUGCACCCGGAUGCCAAGGUCAUCCUCUCUGUGCGCGACUUUAACAGCUGGUACAGAAGUGCACAGACCACGAUCUAUGCACAUAACAAUGCGGUGCUGCUCAAGUUCAAGCGAUUUCCGUGGUUGAAGCUGGCACAGAAGCAGAAGUACCUCCAGAGGCGCACCAUCUCCGACAUCUUGUGGUCAAAGACUGGAACCUUUGAGGGCUCCUUUGACAACAAAGAAGCGGCCCGCACCAUUUUCGAGCGGCACGUGGCUCAGGAAAGAUUGAAAACUUCUGCGCUUCCAGGACCCCGUCGUACAAGAUGCCUGCGGUCGAUCUUGGCGGCCAGUAAGAAGUUGAAGCUGCUGAGGGACGCCGGCAAAGCGCCGGACGAGUACGACGCACGCCUGCAACCGCCCGUCAACUCCUUCUUCCCCGCCGCCACCAAGAAGCCGGAGAGCGGAACAGCGGAACAGCGGAAGGACCGAGCGCCCACCAAGAAAGACCGGGGCAUCGUUGACCUGAUCCAGCCGCCCAAAGACCCCAAAAGAGGGCCACGUGGCGCUCCUCAAGGGCAAGCGGAGCGACUGCAGCGCCCGCAGCGUCAUUUCCCCCGCCCCGCUGACGUCAGCUUCAAGUUGACCGCAGUCGAAGUGCCCCGGGGGAUGAAAAGUCAGGAAAACGGAGAGUGUGACGUCAAUUAA
Molecule: messenger RNA, 765 nt
Organism: Klebsormidium nitens
Lineage: Eukaryota; Viridiplantae; Streptophyta; Klebsormidiophyceae; Klebsormidiales; Klebsormidiaceae
Source: the annotation of a GenBank genome assembly